Ceratina calcarata is the source of this 707-nucleotide messenger RNA. RefSeq lists its product as uncharacterized. The transcript is spliced from 4 exons. Bases 81 to 581 code for a protein of 166 amino acids. The record is from RefSeq and is a predicted model, not a curated record. Lineage: Eukaryota; Metazoa; Arthropoda; Insecta; Hymenoptera; Apidae.
GGUCCUCUCCCCUGUUUCUUAGUCUUAUUUUCAGAGAACACUGAAAUUUUGUUAAACGAUUUUCUGUAUUACAAAUCAUUAUGCAGUCAAUUCCUAAAUUGAUAUUCGUAACUAUUUUAUGCGUUGCUUUGUGGAUGCGAGCGAAGGCUGAUAACAAAAUCACUGUCAACAGCUUCGACGUUGAUAUUCCCGGUAACGAUAUAGUAGGUGCAUGGGAUCAUGAUCUCGCAAAUAAUCUUAUUAGUUCAACGAUCAGUAUUAAAAGGGACUGUCCAGGUGUAUUCGAGCUUGACAUCAAAGUCUACGAAGGUGAAGCUCAGGUCCAGCAAAUGAAUCAAAAGUUAAAAAAACCGAUCAAAGACAUUGAGAACUACAAUCUUUGCGCGUCGAUCGAUGGCCCGGAUCCUGAAGAUGAUCAAUGUUCCAUUCUCGAAGGUGAACAGUCAGUAAAAGACUGCGACGUGCGUGACUGGUUCAAAGACAUGUCGGCUGGAGAUUAUAAAGUCGUAGCUACUUUCUCACAAGACGAUCAAAAUGUUGCCACGAUUACGAUGAACGUAUUAGUGGAAAAUGAUGGUUAACGAUUAAAUAUUUAUUCUCAAAUCAUAUAUUCUGAGAGUUACUUAAUAGGAUGGUCAAUAAUUAUGUAUUUAAUAUUGUAAAAGUAAUUUGUCGAUGUUUAAAUAAUAAAACUGAGAGCAUGGAAA